AAUAUACAAAACAUACCAAAACAAAGGACCACAAGUGUACACUAUCCAAACCUACUUCCUCUUCUUCACCAGACUCUAUCCAGUCACUAAAUUUCAUCAUCUUCAAUGGCCACCACUUCACUCCGAUUAACAUUAUCUAAUUUCAUUCAAAAUCAAUUUCUCACCAAAAAACACUUUCUAUUUUCAAACAAAACUAACUCAAUCAGAAUCCUCUGUUUCUCCUCCGCCGCAUCUCCGCCGUCGUCUUCACUCGAAACCCUACCUCCGCCGCCGAACUAUUCCGGCAGCAACAUUUCUUCAUCCGAAAAAUGGCAGCCGUACCGGAAAAAGAAAGUCGUUAUGCGCGUUGGAUACGUCGGUACUGAUUACAGAGGUUUGCAGAUGCAAAAGGAUGACUCCGUAUCCACUAUAGAGAAAGAGUUGGAAACAGCUAUUUACAAAGCAGGUGGAAUACGUGACAGUAACUUUGGGGAUUUGAACAAGAUAGCAUGGGCUAGAAGUAGCCGAACAGAUAAAGGAGUUCAUUCUUUGUCAACCAUGAUAUCACUCAAAAUGGAAAUCCCUGAAUAUGCAUGGACUGGUGACCCCAAUGGCAUAGCACUUGCAAAUCUUGUAAAUACAUAUCUUCCAAAAAAUAUCAGAGUUUUCAGCAUUCUGCCUUCACAAAGGAGUUUUGAUGCUAGAAGAGAAUGUAAUAUCCGGAAAUAUAGUUAUCUCCUUCCUGUCGAAGUCAUUGGGAUCACUAGUGACUUUAGUGAAGCUGAAAUUGAACAUCACUUAUCAGACUUCAAUAGCAUACUAAAUUCUUUUGAGGGAAGACAUCCAUUCCAUAACUAUACAAUCCGAAAAAAUUAUAGGAAUAAGUAUUCUACAAAACGACCUCCUAAUGUUGGGCGUAUUGCCAAUAGAAGAGAAAAACUAAAAUGGUCAAGUGAGCCAUCUGAAGCUAUGCUUCAAAACAUUGAUGAGGAAGAAUCAUCUGACUUGGCAUAUGGUGAAUCUGAUGGAGAAGAAGCUUUUGGGGCAGAUGAAAUAAUUGCAAACUGUGUUGAUGAAGAACCUGCAUUGUUAAUGAAUAUUGAUUCUGAUAAGGAACUGGUUAAUGAUACCGAUGCAAAUGGGAAUGUUUUGAAGGAUGUGCCUAUUCUAGCUAAAUGGCUUCAUGAACCUGAUGUGAAAGAUAGGAUAAGUGCUGCCCACUUCAGAAGAAUUUUUCAGUGCUCAUGUGGAAAACUGGAACAAAUGUUUGGAGCGAGCUAUGUUGAAAUCUCCAUUUGUGGGGAAUCAUUUAUGCUUCAUCAAAUCCGCAAAAUGGUGGGGACAGCCGUGGCAGUGAAGCGUGGACUACUUCGGAGAGACGUAAUCACACUAUCGCUAAACAAAUUCACACGUAUUGUGGUACCGAUUGCUCCAUCUGAAGUACUAUUUCUGCGAUCUAACAGUUUUACGAUGAGAACUUGUCCUGGUACAAGGCCUGAAAUGGAGACUUUGGUUGAAUCUGAAGAAAUACUAAAAGAUGUCAAUGAUUUCUACAAAUCUAUCUUGUUGCCUCAAGUUUCAGAAUUCUUGGAUCCUUCCAGACUUCCUUGGAAGGAAUGGGUUGAGUUAUUAGAUAGAAACACUGGGAUUCCAGAUUCCCAAUUGGAUCAAGUCGAAAAUGCUUGGAUUUCAUGGAAGGGAAAAUUCCAAAGUUGAGCCAAGGCUGUUAUAGUUAGUUUUGCUGAGAAGAUUGUAUCUCAUGAUACUUGAUGUGGUAAAUACAAACCAAUUCUACUGGACCGCUACUUGAUGAACAACAGAUUCAUAGCAAAGAUGUGCACCACCACCAUUACCAUUACUGAUUUUGGCUUGAUCCACCCUUUGACUGCUAGCUUACCAUAAUGGCAUACUCGGGUAUCCCAACUAGAUAUCGCCCCAAUAUGCGCUGGCUAAUGUAUUUUAGCAAACAUGCUGCACAUAUUUUAUUUCAACUUGCCGUACACCACCUAUGAAACUCUUUGAUUUCUUCCAUGUUUAGCUUAGGUAGUGGUAACAUUGCAAUGGCCUGUCCGCUUUUUAUCUUUGAGAAUUUCUUGGGUGGUGAUUUCAUUGUAACCUCAAUUGUAUGAACUGUAUUAUACAUUCUGAAUCCUCUAAAAAAAGGUCGGCUAUCUUAAUCUUAA
Molecule: messenger RNA, 2162 nt
Organism: Erigeron canadensis
Lineage: Eukaryota; Viridiplantae; Streptophyta; Magnoliopsida; Asterales; Asteraceae
Product: putative tRNA pseudouridine synthase
Exons: 9
Coding region: 106-1695 (529 amino acids)
Biological process (GO): mRNA pseudouridine synthesis; tRNA pseudouridine synthesis
Cellular component (GO): nucleus
Molecular function (GO): RNA binding; pseudouridine synthase activity
Source: RefSeq, a predicted model, not a curated record